This is a messenger RNA of Cervus elaphus (red deer), 834 nucleotides long. It is a transcript of the gene ODF4, whose product is annotated as outer dense fiber of sperm tails 4. The transcript has 5 exons. The record is from RefSeq and is a predicted model, not a curated record. The coding region runs from base 1 to 834 and encodes 277 amino acids. Lineage: Eukaryota; Metazoa; Chordata; Mammalia; Artiodactyla; Cervidae.
AUGAACAUCAGAAGCCUGGAAAGGGCUGGGAGGGCUGGAAAGCAGGAUGGGGUGGUGGUGAGCCCGGGACAAGAGGAAGGGGUGCAGAACUGUGUCUCCACCCCUGACAGUAACUGGCCGGUGAUUAAGGGCCACAGCGUGAAGCUCCACAGGGUUUCUCCGCUACUCCUGCAGUGCAGGAUUACACACAGCUCCCGCUGGAUAUCGCAGGUGUUGGCCUCAGAGCUCAGCCUGCUCGCCUUCAUCCUGCUGGUGGUCAUGGUCUUCUCCAAGAAAUGGCUGUGCCUUGAGAGGAUCCGUUUCUACCAGCACUGGCCCACGAACGUCACCACCAAAAUCUACACGUCAGUUCACAUAAUGUCCCUGGGGCUCCUGCAUUUCUACAAAUUCAAGAGCAGUUCCAACUCAGAAUGGGAAAGUUUUAAGCUGUGGACAAAUCACCCAGCUUUUGGGGUGGCCAAGAUUACCUUCUGCCUGGCCUUAGGGCUGGGCAUCAUCCUCACCAUCUGGUUGCACCUGCCGUACAUACCUGGUCUUCAGAAAUUGUCCUUUUUUGGCUGGAUUGGGACUGUCAUGAGCUUCUGUGAAGCCUUCUUCGUUUUCUUCACCCUCAUACUGUUCCCUGCUAACGUCUGGCUCUUCGAGUUGAGAAAGAAUUUAUCAAUCCCCCUCUGCUGGAGCUACUUCAUUGGUUGGCUGGUGUUUAUCCUGUAUGCCAUCUGUGCAGUCCUCUGCUACUUCAACCAUGGAGAGUUCUGGUGUCUGAUUCUGAGCCAUCCCGCCAGCAGCAGCAGCAGCAGUUCCAGCUCCGAACAUGAAUCUCUAGAGCCCUGA